This is a messenger RNA of Tribolium madens (black flour beetle), 1132 nucleotides long. RefSeq names its product peroxisomal membrane protein PMP34 (gene PMP34). Lineage: Eukaryota; Metazoa; Arthropoda; Insecta; Coleoptera; Tenebrionidae. Gene Ontology annotation, molecular function: AMP transmembrane transporter activity; ADP transmembrane transporter activity; ATP transmembrane transporter activity. Gene Ontology annotation, cellular component: peroxisomal membrane. The coding region runs from base 141 to 1004 and encodes 287 amino acids. The record is from RefSeq and is a predicted model, not a curated record. The transcript has 4 exons.
UCAGUUUAAAGGCAGUUUUGUGAUAUGAUAAACGUAUUCUAACCUAACCUUUGUAUAUCGUCACACCACAAUCAAAUGUACUAAAAAAGUUGCUUAUCAUCGUUCACGGUUUUCUGAAAACAAAAUAUUCGUUGGAGAAAAUGGCAAAAAAACGUAUUUUCACUUAUGAAACACUAGUGCAUGCCACUGCGGGGGCUGCAGGCAGCAUUGUAGCAAGUUCUGUUAUGUAUCCCUUAGAUAAUGUUAAAUUUCGAAUGCAGUUAGAAGACAGUUCAUUAGCUGGGAAAACAGCACUCCAAGCGCUAUUUUAUCUUUUAAAGAAAGAAGGACUUGAAGGUCUAUAUCGCGGAAUUAAGCCCCAAUUGACCACAUUAGGCAUCUCCAAUUUUAUCUAUUUUUACACCUUUCACGGUCUCAAAUCUCUGAGACUAAACAACUGCAAAAACCCCACACAAACCGACUUAAUAUUGAGUAUUAUAGCAGGAGUCAUUAACGUGAUCACAACAAACCCUUUGUGGGUGGUGAACAGUAGAUUGAAAUUUAGUAGAGAAUUGUAUUUUAAUGGCCUUCUGGAUGGCAUUGUCCACAUUGCUGACACAGAAGGAGUUAAGGCUCUGUGGUCAAGUUUAGGACCAUCUUUAAUGCUGGUUUCAAACCCUGCAAUCAAUUUUACUGUAUACGAAGCUUUAAAACGCAGAACAUCAUCAAGAACUGCACUUGCAUUUUUCAUAAUGGGUGCGAUUUCUAAAGCAGUUUCAACAAUAGCAACCUAUCCACUUCAAGUGGCUCAGACUCGCCAAAGGUAUAACAGAGAUGCCAAAAUGAACACAGCUGCUUUGCUUCUGGACAUGGUGAAGAAGAGUGGACCUGGUGCCUUAUUCCAAGGACUCGAAGCCAAAUUAUUGCAAACGAUACUUGCGUCAGCUUUAAUGUUUAUGACCUAUGAAAAAAUUGCUCAAUUCGUUUUUGCAUUAUUAAUGAAUAAGAAAACUUUAACACAGUGACUUUAUAAACAUAUGAGUGUUAACUCUGUGAUAUUCUAUAAAAAUCUUUUACAACAGUUAUAGACCAAAAUUAGGUGUCAGGGAUCUAGUCUAAUUUUUACAAAAUUAUUAUGGAAUAAAACUGUUAA